AUGGCUGUAGUUCGAUGUCUCGCCCUACUCCUUGGCCUUACAGCUUCCGUCCAUGCCACCUUCAGUGCAACAGGCAGGUCUAAUGUGGUCUUGUACUGGGGUCAGAACUCGGCUGGCCAGCAAAGCACGCAGACGCGCCUCUCAGACUACUGCAGUGAUUCUAAUGUUGAUGUUAUCCUGCUCGCUUUCUUGCUCCGUUUCAAUGGCGCGGGUGGGCAGCCGGUCAUGAAUUUCGCCAACCAGGGCGAUAAAUGCACCACCUUUCCAGGCACGGAGACCUUCUCUUGCCCCGAGAUUGAAGCGGACAUCAAGACAUGCCAAGCACAAGGAAAGACUAUCAUGCUCUCCCUCGGUGGUGACGCUUACACCGAAGGCGGCUUCACCUCCGCCGAUCUUGCAAAUGCAGGAGCCGACAAAAUCUGGGCCACCUUCGGCCCCGUGCAAUCGGGAUCCAGCGCUCUUCGUCCGUUCGGCACCGCAGUCCUGGACGGCUUCGACUUCGAUUUCGAAGCCAACGUCUCCAACAUGGCGACUUUCGGCAACCGUUUGCGCUCCCUCAUGGAUGGGGCGGGUGGCAAGAAGUACUACCUCAGCGCCGCCCCGCAGUGCCCCUUCCCGGACUGGUACAACAAAGACAUCAUCGACAACGUGCCGCUCGACUGGGUGAACGUGCAGUUCUACAACAACGGGUGCGGCGCUUCAUCGUACGUGCCCGGCCAAACCGACCAGUGGAACUUCAACUUCAACCAGUGGGAUACCUGGUCCCGCCAGUCGAAGAAUCCGAAUGUGCGGGUGCUUCUGGGUGUGCCUGCGCGUACCGGGGCAGGCAACGGAUAUCUGACUCCGGAUCAGCUGGCUCCUGUUAUACAGUACAGCUCGCAGUACGCGAGUUUUGGCGGCGUCAUGAUGUGGGAUGCUAGUCAGGCGUGGCAGAAUCCCGGGUUUAUUGGCGGUGUGAAGAAUACGCUGAGGAGCCUGCUGAAGAGGGGGAUGCGAUGGGGCGCGAGGAUCGUCGAAUGUGAGUAA
Molecule: messenger RNA, 1026 nt
Organism: Trematosphaeria pertusa
Lineage: Eukaryota; Fungi; Ascomycota; Dothideomycetes; Pleosporales; Trematosphaeriaceae
Product: glycoside hydrolase family 18 protein
Exons: 4
Coding region: 1-1026 (341 amino acids)
Biological process (GO): carbohydrate metabolic process
Cellular component (GO): extracellular region
Molecular function (GO): chitinase activity
Source: RefSeq, a predicted model, not a curated record